GCAGCGGCCGCCCCCCCGGGCAGAGAGCUCCGGCAGCCGCGGCGGGGACGGCGGCGACGAGGGACCAUGAGGGCUCCGCUGCUGCUGCUGCUGCCGCUGCUGCUGAUCGGUGUCAGCUCUCAGGAUGUGACAACUAGUGCAAGUCCAGGAGAAAAUAAGCAGGACCUGACUACAGGCACAAGCACAGUGCAAGGGGACAACCCUACAAGCAAACCAGGAAACACACCAACCACCCCUGUGACAUCACCUGUUGUACUUCAAAGGUCUAACCCUACAAGCAAGCCAGGAAACACACCAACCACCUCUGCAGUAUCACUCACCAGUGUCCAAGGAACCACCCCUACAAGCAAACCGGGAAACUCCCCCUCCACCUCUGCAACAUUAACUACUGCAGUCCAAGGGACCACCUCUACAAACAACCCAAAAACCCCAUCACCUGCCCCCACAACAUCACCCAACCUGCCUCAGCAGGUCAACUCUUCACCAGGCUCUGGAUCCUCAACUGCCGCCCCUGCUGCAGCCACCACUGCGACCCAACAGACCAACCCUCCAGCCAACUCGGGAAGCUCAGCAGCCACCACUGCAGCAAAUCCCGUUCCAGCUCAUGCCAGCAACCUUACAACCACUCCAGGAGGUUCAGGGACCACUGUCACAUCCUCUCCCAGCACAAAAUCUCAGGGAAGCCAACUUUCAGAUCAGUUGGCCAGCACCGCUGUGAGCACCACAGUUCCAGUGAGCCUUGCUCCUGGGCUUAAGGACCAUGGUGACUCUUCUCCCACAUCGGUCCCUAAGCAGCCUCACUCUUCUUCCAGUUCUCCAGACCAGGAACUGGCCACUUCCACCAGACCUGAAAGCACCAACAUUUCCGUUACACCUUUUGACAGACCCAUCUCCCCCACCACUUUACAACCUGGCGACAAAAAGGUCUCAGAGGCAGCCACCACAUCGACUCUUGGAGCAGACCAGAGAAGCCAGGACACCAGAUCUGUGCCAACCAAACCCUCAAGUGCUGACCAGAGCCCUGCCAGUACACAGCCUUCAGCUCCAGCCCCUGGGGACCAGACAGCAAGCAGCAGUCCUGGCUGCCAACACCCUAACACUUCCUUCCAAAAUAAGAUCAUCUGUGAAGACCAGAUGCAAAAUAAUUGGCCCACCACUAUAUACCUGAAAGAAGCUAGGAACUGUGCCGAGUGGAGGAUGGUCAGCACCAACAUCUCCUUCUUUGAGAGCUUCUGCUCGACGGGCCAGCACGUCUUCAACGCCAGCAGGGAAACGUGCACGGUGGUGCUGACCUCCCGCGAGCCCCGCUCCCAGCACUGGGCCGUGCAGGCAGUCGUGCACCUCCCUUUGGACACUGAAAAAGUCCUCGAGGAGCUGAAGGAGAAGAAGGACAAGUUAGAGGAGCUUGGCAUCGCCAACAUCACCUAUGACAAAAUGGAGAGGGAGAUGGUCAUCACCGACGAGUUCAGCACCCCCCUGAUCAUCACCAUCAUCACCCUGGCUGGCUCCCUGCUGCUGAUUGCAGCCAUCUAUGGCUGCUGCCACCAGCGUUUCUCCCAGAAGAAGGACCAGCACAUCCACCCUGAUCUCCCCGGGUUUGAUGAUGGACAUGUGGCCCUGAUCUUUAAUCAGCGCCUGACCGAGGAGCUGCAGACAAUGGAGAAUGGCUACCACGAUAACCCCACGCUGGAGGUGAUGGAGACCUCCUCUGAGAUGCAGGAGAAGAAGGUGAACCUCAACGGCGAGCUGGGGGACAGCUGGAUCGUUCCUCUCGACACCCUCAUGAAGGAGGACCUGGAGGAAGAGGAGGACACGCAUUUAUAGGAUAAAGAACUCAAGCAAGCAAAAAAAACCCCAACAAACCACCACCACUCCCCCCAAAACAAACAAACAAACCCAUAAGCCCUACACACAAUUCCAAAACAAGGCAAAAUUCCCAACAAACCCCAGAAAAUCCCUUAAUGAAUUAAUCAUGGACCCUCAUGCCACCAUGUGGGGGUGCAGGAUGGAAGAAGAAGGGACACAGGAGGGCAGGUCCAGUGCACGUUGUCAACACAAGCCACCACAGCGGCUGCAUCUGGAUGAGCAUCCUCUAUCACCUGUGGGUGCUCAGCAGGACCUACCACACCAGAAAUGACCAGCACUUGGAGAAUGGGAUGGCUUUGCUCCUGAACAGCUGUUGGUGUCUCCUCUGAGCGUGUCCCCUCCCGGCCUGUGUUCAACCACACCAACCUCCAGCUAUCGAGCCACUCAAAAAAAAAGAAAAAAGAGAAAGGAAUAAACGUCAAUAGGAUGGGAGAGGGGAGCACAACUCCCAGCAGCAAACCAGCACCUGGCAAUUAGAGCUAGAAAAAUCUGGCCCACACAGUUUAGUCAUCACUCUGCCCUCCCUGACACGAAACGCCCAGGUAUUGAGAGGAAAAAGCUGGAACAGCCUGUUCCUUUUGAAUCCAGUUUCCAUCCUCUCCCCAUAAACUUCUGGCCAAAGUGCACAAGAGCCUCAGGUUGUGCCACAGGCAAACAAAUGCAUCCAGACCUGGCUGGAUGUAGCUGUGCCAAGUGAUGCUCUGUCCUGUGCCACUGUCAGUUGUGCCACAAAGGGCUGCAGGAUGGAUCCUGGGAUGGAUCCUGCACCCAGCUGGAGACCAGGAAAGGUGCAGCAGUUUCUUGUAUCGACGCCAAGGGUAAGGAGAGGAAAAAGAGUAAUUCCUUGAGUUCAUCCCUGCUAGGAAGGGUGUAAGGAGAUGAAGAGUGAUGCCUGGUUGCUAGCCCAGGCAGGAGGUUGGGGGGGUCCAUGGGGGAGGAGCUCAGGUCCAGCACAGACCAGCUCUGCUGUUGCAUUUCCCUGCAGAAGUGUUGAUCGCCUUCUAGUAAUUAUGCAGCAAUAUCUCAUAGCCCAUGUCCAUUUUCCCCUGAGGGUUACGUGAUGGUUUGUGAUUUUUGUGGUCAUGUAUUCCUGCAAGAGCAGCAGAAGAGACAAAACAGAAGCAGGAGCCAGGAUAACUUGGUGGUGUUCAGGGUUUUCCAUUGGUGUUGCCCUUGGUGUUUCCUCCCCACAAGGUUUGUAAGCUCAGUUCACAUCCUCAAGCUCUUCUUUUGAAGAAGUAAAAUAGCAAAGACCUGCAAAGAAAAUUCCAGCUCAGCAGCAUGGCUGGGACUGAGCUUUGCCCCACAGCCCUUGGUCUCUGGUCCAGAUCUCCCUUUGCUCUUAGAAGGGGGAAAAAAGGCAAAAGCAGAAAGAGGUUGGACUGAUUUCCUGCUCCCCAUCACAGUUUCUAAAUGCUCUAAAAGGAUGGGGAGAGUUUCACAUCUUUGCUCUGGCUUCUGUGAAAGAGCUCAGCCCUGGCAGAGGCAGGACCAGAGGCGGGGAGGGGACCAGAAGGUCACUUGGGCGAAUGCAUCUCCCCACAGAUGAGGAUGGUGGUCCUGAGCCUUCUGUAAGGCAGAGGAGCUGCAGAUGGAGAGCAGUGCCCCAGCACAGCCUUUCCUCUCCCCUUCUUGGCACAAACCAUCCAUUCACCAGUGCUCAAUGGGGUGACUUCCUAUGGGCUCUGCCACCAGGUCAACACGAUAGGGAUCCACUCCCAAGGCCACUCUGAACGUGGGAAGAAGUGGAGCCAAGCAACAGAAAGCCUGGAGAAACCCAGGUCGAGCACUCACAUGGGAGAGUGGUGGGGUGGUUUGCCCAGCCCCAGGACAGAAGCUGGCAGAAGAUACAUCUUCUCCAAGGGACUAGCUCUUCUCCCUGUCUCUGCUGCAUCAAAAGGCAGACUUUGAAGUGUUCAAACCUAUGUAUUUUUGUAUGUAAAUAUUCCUGCUAUUCAUUAGCAAUGUAUUCAGCACACUUCACUUACCUGUGCACUGCACUUCGGGGGAGUAAUUUUGGAGGGGGGAGGGAAUUAACAAAAAAAAAAAAAGAAGAAAAAAAAAAAGCUAAAGGCCAGUCUGGUAGGGAUCAAAAUUCACCACCAAGCAGGAAAACACCUCCCACGUGGAUAACCCCACUCCACGGCUUUCUCCCUGCUCCGGCAGAAUCAAGUUCAGCUCUUACAAGUUGCAGCAAGGCUCAAAGAAACAAGUCUCAGCGUUUGCAAUUGGCUGUGUGAGCACGUCUGCUUCCCAGUUGCCCCGAGAGACGAGCGGCAGGUCGGUGACCUCGAGAUUCUGUCCUUCCCAGGAAACACAGGCAGGAAAACCAGGGGGCAGCAGCAGGGAUUUGGCCGCCGGGGCUGGCAUUGCCGUCAGGAUGCUCCUGGCAGAGCAUCUCCAGGCAGUCGGGUUUGGGAAUGUGCCUAAAGAUCCCCCUUCACAGCAAAGAGAUGCCAAAGUGCUUUAAUGAAUCAGGUCCAAAGACUUUUCCAGAGAACCCUACAAAGGCUUGAGAUCAAGCAACCUUAAAUCUUUCCGAGCAGAGACCAGUGAAGACACUAACUGCUCAGCAAGUGCUUAUAGUGAUUUAUAUUUGAAUAGGAAUUGUACAUUUAUUUAUUUUUCCAGACACCGUAUUUUUAAACCACUAAUAUUUUAUAGUAGAUUUUCCUUCCCCUAUUUAAAGAACUAUUUCCAUGGGAAAAAAAAAAAAAAAUAAAAUAAAAGAACCAAACCAACAGUACAUUUUUUUUUAUGUUGAGAACAUUCUUUUUGCAAAAAGAAAAAAAAAAAAAACAGGUAGGAAAUGCAGAAAUGAGCAUCUUUGGCCUUAAUCCUUCCCUUUGUAGACAGUAGCCAUAAUUGUUAGACCAAAAAUAAAUUAAAAAAAAAUAUAUAUCUACCCAGGCGUUUCCUCCCUCCCUGCCCCUCCUCCCUUCCCCAAUCUCCUCUUCUCUCUCCCAAAACAGCUUUAACAUCCAACACGUUGUACAAAAGAGAUGAUUGCCCUUACCUUUGGGUGAGGGUUUUACAAGCAGCUCAGAUGUCCUUGCAAAAGCCUUUUCUAUUUUCAGAUUCAUGAGGAAUGUGUAAAUAUUUUAGGGCCAUUUAUCUCCUGCUCACAGUGCCGUGACCCAACUGUGACUGUUGCCUACAGAAGACAUACAGGAGAAGACAUAAUCCAUAAGGGACUGACUGCAGAAGGAGAAUUUAUUUCCUAAGACAUAGGAACCCGUUGAACCUUGCACAUAUACUAGAGCUCUUAUGUACUGUAUAGCAGCAUCUUUCACGGGGACAGGAGUCUGAUUUACACUGGAAUUUACUGAGUAACUGGAUUGUAGAGAUUAUUCUUGCAUUUUCCUACAAAUAUAUUUUGAAAGCAUCAUGUAUUUCUGUCAAUAAACAUUCUUAUGUAA
Messenger RNA from Apus apus (common swift), 5285 nucleotides. RefSeq names its product podocalyxin like (gene PODXL). The coding region runs from base 67 to 1824 and encodes 585 amino acids. Gene Ontology annotation, biological process: negative regulation of cell-cell adhesion; positive regulation of cell-cell adhesion mediated by integrin; regulation of microvillus assembly. The record is from RefSeq and is a predicted model, not a curated record. The transcript is spliced from 9 exons. Lineage: Eukaryota; Metazoa; Chordata; Aves; Apodiformes; Apodidae. Gene Ontology annotation, cellular component: apical plasma membrane; microvillus membrane.